AUGCAACCACAUACACAGAGGGUUUCGUUUUAUAACUAACUCACCCUGAGACUGAAUGAGUCCCUCCCUCCACAUACCCCCACAACCUAUCUAUUAUCUUGCUAUGAGGCGUUAAAACGGCGUUUGAUAUUCAUUCCACAUAUUCCCUUUCCUGAUUUCACUCCUUUUGCACAUCUGUACAUCCCCCUCCUAUACCAAGAACCAUGAUCGGUAGGAUGGAUAAACGCGGGACUGGGCACGGUGCACACGGGACAGGACUUAUCUAUCUAUCUGGGCGGGCGGACGGACGGCACGGCACGGCACGGUACGGUUUCUAUUUGAUAUCCCCAAGGGCUUGCAAGCAUGUAUGGCACAUUGAUCAAUGUUAUUUUAUCUUUUCUUCCAUUAUUGUCUUUGUUUUGAUGUCAAUUUACCUUUGUCCCGCUAUUCUCUUUCUUCCAUAUCUACUUUACAUGAAUGUAUUUGCUACGCUAUUUUCCUUUUUCCGUGUUUUGAGGUGAAGGACAUCAGCUUUGCAUAUUAUAUGAAAAAC
Molecule: messenger RNA, 532 nt
Organism: Aspergillus costaricaensis CBS 115574
Lineage: Eukaryota; Fungi; Ascomycota; Eurotiomycetes; Eurotiales; Aspergillaceae
Exons: 1
Coding region: 204-500 (98 amino acids)
Source: RefSeq, a predicted model, not a curated record